Molecule: messenger RNA, 678 nt
Organism: Cordyceps fumosorosea ARSEF 2679
Lineage: Eukaryota; Fungi; Ascomycota; Sordariomycetes; Hypocreales; Cordycipitaceae
Product: Rossmann-like alpha/beta/alpha sandwich fold protein
Exons: 1
Coding region: 1-678 (225 amino acids)
Cellular component (GO): plasma membrane
Source: RefSeq, a predicted model, not a curated record
AUGGAUGCCACCGCCUCCGACGCCGCCGCGCAGGUCGACCGGGACGCCGAGCUCGUCUACGAGUACCACCGCAUGGGCAUGACGCUCCAGCCAGCCGACCUCAUCUUCUGCCUCGGCAGCCUCGACACGCGCGUCGCCACCCGCGCCGCCCAGCUCUACCUCGACGGCCUCGCGCCGCGCAUCGUCUUCUCCGGUGGACUCGGCAAGCUUACGCGGGACCGCUUCUCCAUGUCCGAGGCCGACCUCUUCGCCGGCCUCGCGCGCGGCAUGGGCGUGCCCGCCGACGCCAUCCUGGUCGAGCGCGCCUCCACCAACACGGGCGAGAACGUGCGCCUCACGCACGAGCUGCUGCAGCAGCAGGGGGCCGGGGAGGAGAUGCCGCGCUCGCUGAUACUGGUGCAGAAGCCGUACAUGGAGCGCCGCACGUGGGCGACGUUUCGCAAGCAGUGGCCGGACGAGGCGGCGAGCGUGGCGGUGACGUCGCCGCAGCUGAGCUGGGCAGAGUACCCGGACGAGGGCAACCCGCGGGAGCUGGUGAUCAGCGUCAUGGUGGGCGACCUGCUGCGCAUAGAAAGGUACCCGGCGCUGGGGUUCCAGGUCCCGCAGGAGAUUCCGCCGGGGGUAAUGGAGGCUGCGCAGAGGUUGAUCGCGGCGGGCUAUGACAAGCACCUCCCGUGA